Molecule: messenger RNA, 1536 nt
Organism: Diatraea saccharalis (sugarcane borer)
Lineage: Eukaryota; Metazoa; Arthropoda; Insecta; Lepidoptera; Crambidae
Source: the annotation of a GenBank genome assembly
UAGUUGCAAUUAGUUGUUCAUUUGUUUAUUUUAUUAAAUAAUUUAGUUGUGAUUUUUUACAAUAACUUGCCGGAUCUAAUAUUAUAAUCAACAUUACGGCCGUCAAUUAUAGGCGGCAAUUACUUGCAAUACUGUUGUGUAUAGUAAAGUAGAUACUGUUUAUGGACGUGCAAUGAUAAACAAUCGUUCUUAAACGCCGAACGCCGGUAAGCAAGCAGUGUGUUCGCCGGCUUGUUAACAUAGCGGACGUGUUAUUUUAAACGCUUUGAAAAAUUCAUAUACGCCCUGAAAAAUGUCUGGAGAGAGUUCUACUUCAAAUGGAAACAAUAAAAAAAUAGCUCUUAUAACCGGUAUCACUGGACAGGAUGGUUCAUAUCUUGCUGAAUUCCUGAUAGAGAAGGGUUAUGAAGUACAUGGUAUCUUAAGGCGCUCUUCUUCCUUCAACACGGGUCGCAUUCAACAUCUGUAUGAGCAGCCUGCAUGCCACACAGGGGGGCGGAUGCAUCUUCACUAUGGAGACUUGACAGACACCACAUGUCUUAUCAGAAUAAUUACAAUGACUAGACCAAAGGAAAUAUACAACUUGGGAGCGCAGUCGCACGUAAAAGUAUCAUUUGAAUUAAGCGAGUAUACAGCUCAGGUGGAUGCUCUCGGCACCCUGAGGCUGCUAGAGGCGGUACGAGCUGCGGGCCUCGAGAAAGAGACCAAAAUAUACCAGGCGUCCACGUCUGAAUUAUACGGGAAAGUUGUAGAAGUGCCACAGAAUGAGAAAACGCCGUUUUAUCCUAGAUCACCUUACGCCUGCGCGAAGCUGUACGGGUAUUGGAUAGUGGUCAACUAUAGAGAGGCGUACGGUAUGUUCGCGUGUAACGGUGUUCUGUUCAAUCACGAGAGUCCCCGGCGCGGGGAGAACUUUGUCACGAGGAAGAUCACCAGGGGAGUCGCAAAGAUCACCCUCGGGCUCAUGUCCCACCUAGAGCUCGGCAACCUGGACAGCAAAAGGGAUUGGGGACACGCUAAAGACUAUGUUGAGGCGAUGUGGCUGAUGCUGCAGCAGGAUGAGCCGGAAGACUUCGUAGUGGCGACCGGUGAGGCGCACAGUGUACGGGAAUUUGUAGAGAAGGCGUUCGCGUGCGUCGACAUCGCAGUGACAUGGCGCGGCGCCGGCGUCGACGAGACCGGACAUGACGCUAGCACUGAUAAACUUCUAGUCAGAGUCAACCCUAAAUACUUCAGGCCGACCGAAGUGGACCUAUUGCUAGGCGACCCGAGUAAGGCUCGCGCGUCGUUGGGGUGGCGGCCGCGCGUCAGCUUCGACCAACUCGUGCGGGACAUGGUCACCGCAGAUCUCGCGCUCAUGAAACGCAAUCCUGAGGCGUAACUGCACCACAACAUACUAUACUACACUAUACUGUACCACACUACACUAUAACACUUUACACCACACUACACUAUAACACACUACACUGCACUGCACUUUAUAAUCCCCGCUUUAAAUUGCUAAUGCGCCUGGUCGCCAUUUUGGUGACGUAAUUG